Messenger RNA from Gymnodraco acuticeps, 3057 nucleotides. It is a transcript of the gene cnih3, whose product is annotated as cornichon family AMPA receptor auxiliary protein 3. The record is from RefSeq and is a predicted model, not a curated record. NCBI's taxonomy places the organism in Eukaryota, Metazoa, Chordata, Actinopteri, Perciformes, Bathydraconidae. Gene Ontology annotation, biological process: vesicle-mediated transport; regulation of AMPA receptor activity. Gene Ontology annotation, cellular component: dendrite; synapse. The transcript is spliced from 8 exons. Bases 447 to 929 code for a protein of 160 amino acids.
UGUGUGAGGAAGCCGAAUUUUUGAAGAGCUCGUGCAGGGAGACACAUCAGAGCUCCUCCCGCCGCUGCUGAAUGGAUUACCUUCAGUUCCACCUCUCCCGGAUGCUUCUCAGCACACACUGCUAACCUCACUCUGCCUUCCCAUGAUUCCAUGACCAGCGCGUGGACACUGCUCGCGGACCAUGUCAGUGAUUUGAGCCCCACUUUGACUCCCCAUCCCCGCUGCUGCUGGCUGGACACACGGCUCUUCCUGCGGGGAGGUUUUCCUGCAACAAUUUGUUUUCUGAGGGUCGAAAUCAUGGUGCCUGUACCGCAUCGGCUCCAAAUGGCACUGUGAGAACUUUCCUCCUCCUCCCCCCCACCCCUCCCCCUUAUUUUUUUAUUUUAGAUGUUUGUCAUUGGGAUCGUGCUUCUUUGGGAAAUUAGCCACCGUGUCCCCUUUCAAUUAUGUUCACUUUUGCUGCCUUCUGCUACAUGCUGUCUCUGGUCCUCUGUGUGUCCCUGAUCUUCUUUGCAAUAUGGCACAUCACAGCCUUUGAUGAGCUCCAGGCCGACUUCAAGGUGCCGAUCGAUCAGGGCAAUCCACUCCAUGCGAGGGAGAGGCUGCGGAACAUUGAGAGGAUCUGCAACUUGCUUAGGAAGUUGGUGCUGCCAGAGUACUCCAUCCAUGGACUCUUCUGCAUCAUGUUCCUGUGUGCCCAGGAGUGGCUGACCGUGGGCCUCAACAUCCCCCUGCUCUUCUACAACACAUGGAGUAGGUACUUCCAUUCGCCAACGGACACUAAGGAGCUACUCUACGACCCAGCGUCCGUGAUGAACGGAGACACGCUCAAGUUCUGCAUAAAGGAGGCCUGGUGCAAGCUGUCCUUCUUCGUCCUAUCCUUCUUCUACUAUCUCUACUGUGUAUGGAACCUGGAUAUAUCCGUCUAAUAGAACUUUUCAAUGGAAACACUUAAAGCUUAUGCUGUGCUAGAGAACCCUGGCCACAGCAGCAGCAGCAGCAGCAGCGAGUAUGAUCUACUCCUUGGUUACCUCAACAUAACAACUGAUUUAUCAGCAACUGGAGAGAUGGGAAAACGCCUCUGGAAAUACAGACCACCACUGUUUCGGUCUACAAUCGAAAGACAGAAAAUAGAAGAUAGAAAAAUGUUUUUUGCUGCAAAGCCAAACAAUGAACUCAAUGGGGGCGAAGCUUUUUCUCUGCUUUGUCCCCUUAAGAAGGAAGGUUUCAUGCUUGUCUGUAAAUAAAAACUGAAGUCUUGUUUACAGUUAGACCGGUCGUAGCUAGACCCAAGUAAAUCACUGCCUGGCCAACAUUUGAACCAAACACACAUCCACAGCCUCCUCUGAAGUGGUACCGUACAUACUGUAAAGUUGCAGCGCUGGUAACCCCAGAGGAUAAAGAGCACAGUAGCGUUUGCACAGUUUGUCUCAGGCACAGCAUGGUGAAGCACUGUCCGGCCCAGCACGGCUCACCCCCCCCCAGUCAUCCCCUCUCGACGCCUCGCCAACCGUAGCUUCACUGGUGAGUCAGAAACUAGGGACACAUGGACGACUGCAUGGACAGAUAACACUGUACAUAAAGCAGAACGCUUUGGUUGGAAACACCCGAGCAGACGAUAUUUUCCACUGAAUGGCACACACUGUCCAUGGCCUGUGGGUUUUUAUUUCUAACAUUACGUGAAUGGCUUUUGUGAUGUGUGCAUUUUGGUGUAUUAUUUAACUAAAGGCAUUUCUAAUAGAAGCAAAAGGUAUCCUAUACAGCAAAUGCCUUCUUAGUGUCAUCCUAGUGUUGUUCUAUUGUGGGAAAACAUUUCUAAAACUUAAAAGCUAACACCUGUCCAAUUUUUUGAUAGUAGAGGAGCACAUAUUCUUUGCAAAAAUAGUCUUGCACAAUAUUUGCAAUAUUUGGCUAUAUAUAUAUACAUAAAUAUAUAAUAGAGAUACAUUAUGUUAGUCUAGCCACACAGGUGAAGGUCUUCCAAUAUGUAAAUAAUUAUCCAGCCCUGUUUGAAUAUGGGGAGAAAAUGUGAAUCUUUUUUAGCUCGAUUUACACCAUGGACCAACAUGUUUAUCUUUCAGUAUUGAAAUACAUUUAUUAUCUAUUUGUGAGAUACUGAUGGUUUUCCUCCUUUAUCUACCUUAAAUGAAAUAUGAUAUUCUAAUAUAACCACACCAUGAUAAGGGCCUGUGUCCACACACCUUUUUUCUGGCAGAGCCUCCUCCCUGCGUUUUAAAAAUAAAAAAGGUUCUUAGCGUUCUUCUGUGGCAACGAUAUCUUGACAACGUAGCACGACUAGCAUCGCCCAGUUGUAUUUUAUUAUCUGUAAGUGCUUAUAAAUAUGUGUUUCAUAUUGUUUUCUCCAUAAAGUGGUGCAGUGAGGAUGUUUUUCUGUUAGCACCUGGAAGUUAGCAUUGCAUGUGCUCCCUUGAGAAAAACCAAUUGGAUAUCCCCAUUUUAUUUGGGUAUAAUGCAAGUAGUAAAUAUUGUGGCCAACACACGUUUAUAAUAUUUUUUUGUUCACCAGGAUAAUUUCCACAUUAUAACACCACUUUGAGAUUUUUGAAGCAUAAAUACUGUAACGAUCACAAAGGGAGUCGGAAACAGGCUGCUAGUUAUUAGGCUUUAAUAACUCUUCUUCUUUACAGAUGAUCACAGGUUCAGGAACAGCUUGUGGGUUCAACCUCACACUCCACUAACACUAACUUCAACACAUACCCAUAUAUAUAACAGUGUCUACGUCACAACUUCCCGCCCUCCCCCGUCUGCUCCCCCAACCACAGGCCCGCACCUCAACCAGCAUCACUGUGCAGCUCUAUGAUUGGCAGAGAGACGGGGGAUGCCUGAGUGACACCCUCAGCAUCCUAUACAGGGUCGCUACACUACCCCCCCACUACAAAGUUCCUCGCCCACGAGGAACAAAUAAAACUCAGCACAAACACUACCCCCACACUCUCCAGUACUCUGCAGGGACCAACCCACUGACUGUCCAGUUUUGGGCACCGGCCUUUCUUCCGUUGUGGGCUGUAGACCCAGACCAGAUCCCCGGCCCGGAAA